Molecule: messenger RNA, 3171 nt
Organism: Elgaria multicarinata webbii
Lineage: Eukaryota; Metazoa; Chordata; Lepidosauria; Squamata; Anguidae
Product: rho-related BTB domain-containing protein 2-like
Exons: 9
Coding region: 27-2060 (677 amino acids)
Biological process (GO): establishment or maintenance of cell polarity; regulation of cell shape; regulation of actin cytoskeleton organization
Cellular component (GO): cytoplasmic vesicle; cell projection; cytoskeleton
Molecular function (GO): GTPase activity; GTP binding; protein kinase binding
Source: RefSeq, a predicted model, not a curated record
UCCCUCCCUGCCUCAGCUGAGCGCCCAUGGAUAUUGACCUGGACUAUGAGCGCCCCAACGUCGAGACCAUCAAGUGCGUGGUGGUGGGCGACAACGCGGUGGGCAAGACACGCCUCAUCUGCGCGCGCGCCUGCAACGCCACCCUCACCCAGUACCAGCUGCUGGCCACCCACGUGCCCACCGUCUGGGCCAUCGACCAGUACCGCGUCUGCCAGGAGGUGCUGGAGCGCUCCCGCGAUGUGGUGGAUGAAGUCAGCAUCUCCCUGCGGCUCUGGGACACCUUCGGAGACCACCACAAGGACCGGCGCUUCGCCUACGGCCGGUCAGAUGUAGUGGUGCUUUGCUUCUCCCUGGCCAACCCCAACUCGCUGCGGCACGUGAAGAGCAUGUGGUACCCCGAGAUCAAGCACUUCUGUCCGCGCACCCCCGUUGUGCUGGUGGGCUGCCAGCUGGACCUGCGCUACGCGGACCUGGAGGCUGUGAACCGCGCUCGCCGGCCGUUGGCCAAGCCCAUUAAGCCUUCAGACAUCCUCCCCCCAGAGUGUGGGCACGAAGUAGCCAAAGAGCUGGGCGUCCCGUACUACGAGACCAGUGUGGUGGCCCAGUUUGGCAUCAAAGAUGUCUUUGACAACGCCAUCCGGGCAGCCCUCAUCUCACGGCGCCACCUGCAGUUCUGGAAGUCUCACCUCAAGAAGACGCAGCGGCCCCUGCUCCAGGCCCCCUUCCUCCCCCCCAAGCCCCCUCCACCUCUCAUCCACAUCCCGGAACCGGCUGCCCAGGAAGGCCGGGGGCCCAACGCCCUCUUCCACGAGCCCCUGUGUGCUGACGUGGUCUUCUACCUGCAGGGCGGCCAUCAUGUCUUUGCCCACCGGGUCUACCUGGCCACGUCCUGCUCCAAGUUCUACGACCUCUUCAUGCUGGACUCGGUGGGGGCGGCGGCCGGUGCAAAAGAGCCGGCCGGCAGGACUAAGAGCCUGGACGCCGACACAGGCGCUCUGGGGCCGGCCUCAGCCGCGACGCUCCGGGCCUCGCAAAGCGACGACCCCCUGCGCAUGGCGCGGCCCCCUCGCGAGCUCUCCGGCUGGGGCCGUGGCUUCGCCAGCAUGUGCCGGAAGCGGGUGCGGGACCCCGUCACGCAGCGUGACAAGCCCAUGACGGCCGUCUACAUGGAUGGGCUGGUGCAGCCGGGCCCUUUCCGGGUGGUGCUGGAGUACCUGUACACGGGGCACCUGGAGCAGCACCGGGCCGACCUCAUGCAGGUGGCCGCCAUUGCGGAGCUGCUGGAGGUGUUUGACUUGCGCAUGAUGGUGGCCAACAUGCUCAACAAGGAGAGCUUCAUGAACCGCGAGAUCACCAAGGCCUUCCAUGUGCGCCGCGCCAACCGUAUCAAGGAGUGUCUGAGCAAGGGCACCUUUGCAGACGUGGUCUUUGUGGUUGAUGACGGCUCAGUGCCAGCCCAUAAGCCCUUGCUCCUUGCUGGAUGUGACUUCAUGGUGGCCAUGUUUGGCGGCACCUUCAGGGAGAGCUGUGCUGCUGAGGUCUCCCUGCCGGGCACCAACGUGGCCUGCCUUCGGGCUGUGCUGGAGUUCCUCUACACGGGGCUCUUUGUCCCCGGCCCGGACCUGGACGCCAUGGAGCUGCUGGUGCUCACCAACCGCCUUUGCCUGACCCGCUUGCAGGCUCUGACCGAGCAGUACGCAGUGGAUGAACUCGUCCAUGCCAGCCUGCAGCAGGUGGAAAUAGAUGCCCAGGUCAUCCUCUACCUGGAGAUGACACAGUUCCACAACGCCCGCCAGCUGGCCGCCUGGUGCCUCCAUUACAUCUGCACCAACUACAACAGCGUGUGCCGCCGCUUCCCCCGCGAGAUGAAGUGCAUGUCUGCCGAGAAUCAGGCCCACUUUGAGCGGCACCGCUGGCCCCCCAUCUGGUACCUGAAGGAAGAGGACCGCUACUUGCGCUUGCAGAAGGAGCGGGAGCUGGAGGAGGAGAUGACGCGCAAGCAGCACCCGCGCAGCAAGUGGUGCUUCUGGCGCCCCCCCCAGGCCAGCCCCAUCUCCUGAGCGCCUGCCCCCAAGAGGACGCAGCAGGGAAGGAGCCCGUCAGCCAGGCCAGGCACUGCCUUGGUCUUGCCCGCGGGGGCAGGCGGCCGGGGGAGCUCUGCCUCUUCUUGCCAGCUGGGUGUCAGGGGAGGGUGCCCCUGCCGUGUUUACAAUCUGCCCCCCUUCCUGCCAGCCAGCUGUGUGCCUCUUGCCACUGCCACCGCCAUGCCUUCACUCCGUGUUUACGCCCUGUGCCGCCUCACGGCCCAGCCGGGCACCCAACCAGCUGUCUCUCUAGUUGCUACCUCUGACCUUAGCAGUAUUCUGGGGACAAGGGGGGGGGGGGACUCCUGCUUUGCCGGGUGGCUGUGAGCUGGUUGUACAGGUAGGGGAGGGGCGGUGGUUCCGGGGGGCCUCCUUGCUGGGCUUCCCUGAGGCGCCUGCCAGCUCAGCGUUGGUGGGAAUGGGGCUGGGAGGAGUGAGCCACAGGGCUGUGGGAAGGGGGGUUGUUUUGCGUGGGGGGGGGUGCAGUGUAGUGCAUGCGAUGAGGGAGCAGGAGCCGCGUGCCCUGUGGGGGUGGGGGUGGGGGUGAGCGGUUUUUUCCUAAGGCGCCUAGUUGUAGAAGUUUGCUUCCUGUCUUGUGAUGGUCUGCUGGGGAGGGGGGGGCAUGGCAGCCCUCCCCCCACGCCUGUGCCUUGGACGCAACACAAGCCUCUUCCCGGGUUGGCCCUGGCAGCAGAGAGGCCCCCCCUGUUCACCGCGCCGUCUCCCCCCGCCCUGUUGUAGGCACUCUGGUGCAUUAAGGGAAGGAGGUGCGGGGGUGCAUCAGUGAGUGGAGGGGCUUUCAGACACACACACACACACAUACCCCACAAAUCUGCACAAACGUUUUUACACUUUUUUCUAUGAGUUCCGUUUUUUCCUCCCAAGACCUCAGCCAAGCACAAACCUCUCCCCGGGUGGGGGGCCCUGCGGCCCCCACUCGACUGAAGGGCUCUGAUGUACGCCGGUCCCCAGGGGCCCGCAUGCGUCCACGUUUCUAACCACUGUGAGCUGGCCCCCCAUCCCCUUUCUUACACACGCGUCAGUAUUGGACUGUUUUAACCUUUAAUAAAAGCCUUUUGUAUUGUGA